AUACAUUUUGGGGAGUUCUACUGUAAUGAGAUCAUUAUAGAAGUUAGCUUUGUAUCGUAAUAAUGGCUGGUCAAAUUCAAAUUGCUUUUCUUCUCGCGGUGAUAGCCGUGACGUACGCUGAUAUACCUUCGUUUUCUUCAGUCGAAGGAAAAUGGGUAAAUAUUGAUAAAGCAGUUGAUGAAUUAUUACCGUUCAUUCGUAAAUUUAUUUUGAACAAUGGAUUGGAUCCUACACCACUCGUCGACUUUUCCGAAUAUAUUUUUCCAAAAUUGCCUGGAAAAAGUAAAGGGAACAUUGAUUUCAAGAACGGAUGGUUGCAAAACUUAUCAAGAUUAAAACGAAGCAACAAUGUUCAUGCAAUUUACAAAAAUAAACGUUUGACCUUAGAUAUGAAUGUAGGAUUUGACGUUUUAGACUUUAAUUAUGAAUAUUCUCUGCAACACUUGUUAUAUAAGAGGCAAGGUGACGUGUACGGUCGUUUUUACGACCUUGACGUUAACGUCAACAUCGAACUUGACUUAGAGAAUUACUAUAUAAAUCUCAAUUCUCUCAAUUUUUCAGCGAUCAGGAAAUUUGACAUUAAAUUUGAGGGAAAUCUUUUGGAUCGCAUUGUAAAUGCUCUGACUAAAAUGGUCACAAAGGUUUUCCGAAAAUGUGUAUUGGUUGGCAUUGAAGAUCGCGCUAUGCUUAUUCUCGGUGUUAAAAUAGCCGAAUGGAACGAACAGUUACCGCGACCAGAUCGCAUAAAGCUCAUAGAAGAGUGGCUCAAAAGUGCCGAAUAACAAUCCCGUCAAUCUUUGUGGCUUUAUUGAAUAUUUACUCGUUUCUCUAAAAUGAAAAAAUGACAACGAAUUAAACUCGAAUAAGUUUUAUUUGUUGUUAUUUAC
Molecule: messenger RNA, 887 nt
Organism: Pseudomyrmex gracilis
Lineage: Eukaryota; Metazoa; Arthropoda; Insecta; Hymenoptera; Formicidae
Exons: 6
Coding region: 63-782 (239 amino acids)
Source: RefSeq, a predicted model, not a curated record